Messenger RNA from Vitis vinifera (wine grape), 1131 nucleotides. Its product is annotated as probable glutathione S-transferase. Lineage: Eukaryota; Viridiplantae; Streptophyta; Magnoliopsida; Vitales; Vitaceae. The coding region runs from base 203 to 862 and encodes 219 amino acids. The transcript is spliced from 2 exons. Gene Ontology annotation, molecular function: glutathione transferase activity. Gene Ontology annotation, cellular component: cytoplasm. The record is from RefSeq and is a predicted model, not a curated record. Gene Ontology annotation, biological process: glutathione metabolic process.
AUUCACAAAUUCUGGAGAUACGAAACCCAGAUAGAAUGGAAAAUGAAAAUGAAAGCUGAGAUAAGGAAUGAGCAUCACCACCUCCUAGAAGUAUCCAAGGGUUUAACCCACUCUCUGAAAUUUGCUAUAAAUACUCAGCAAUUUGCCCUGUGUUGUUCAUCAAUACUAAAGAGAUUGAAUCUUAUCAAUCACAUUAGUAGCAAUGGCAGACGAGAUUAUCUUGUUGGAUUUCUGGCCUAGCAUGUUUGGUAUGAGGGUCAGAGUUGCCCUGGCAGAGAAGGGUCUCAAGUAUGAAUAUAGAGAGGAGGACCUGUGGAACAAGAGCCCUUUGCUUCUUGAGAUGAACCCAGUUCAUAAGAAAAUCCCAGUUCUGAUCCACAAUGGAAAGCCCAUUUGUGAGUCUCUGAUAAUAGUUCAGUAUAUUGAUGAGGUUUGGUGCGAUAAAUCUCCGCUUUUGCCUAGUGACCCAUACCAGAGAGCUCAGGCCAGGUUCUGGGCGGACUACAUAGACAAGAAGCUCUAUGAACUUGGAAGGAAGAUAUGGUCAACCAAAGGAGAAGAGCAGGAAACAGCCAAGAAGGAAUUCAUAGAGUGCCUUAAGCUUUUGGAAGGAGAGCUUGGAGAGAAGCCUUACUUCGGUGGUGAAAAAAUUGGGUUUGUAGAUGUGGCUCUGGUGACCUUCUCUUGCUGGUUUUAUGCAUACGAGACCUUUGGCAACUUCAGCAUGGAGGCGGAGUGCCCCAAGUUGAUCGCUUGGACCAAGAGGUGCAUGGAAAAGGAGAGCGUGUCGUCUUCUCUGGAAGACCCACACAAGGUCCAUGGCUUUAUCAUGGGGAUGAGAAAGAGGUUUGGUAUAGAGUAGAAGGGGCACAUGGGUCUUCCCUCGAAGACCCCGCAAGGUCCAUGACUUUGUCACGUGGAUGAGAAAGAAGUUUGGUAUUGAAUAAAAGGGAAAUAUCACGGUCUAUGCUCUAUUGAGUAGUGUUGUAUUGGUAAUGUAAGAGGAGUGUUUGCUUAAGUUUGCUAAGUGAUAUGGGUUUGCUGAGCUAUGUGGUUGGAAAGAAAUGUUUUGAAUUUUUUUGGACUAGAGAUGUGUUCUUGUAUUAAAGAAAUAAAAGUCUUUUGACUACC